Phytophthora sojae is the source of this 741-nucleotide messenger RNA. RefSeq lists its product as hypothetical. The record is from RefSeq and is a predicted model, not a curated record. The transcript has a single exon. Bases 1 to 741 code for a protein of 246 amino acids. NCBI's taxonomy places the organism in Eukaryota, Oomycota, Peronosporomycetes, Peronosporales, Peronosporaceae.
AUGCCCAAGUCGUGGAAGGAUGAUCUCCGCGUUUGGAAGGGCCAACGGAAGUACAUUCCAUAUGAGGACCUCAAGCAGAGUAUUGAGGGCAAGGUGCGCGACCUCCAAGCCCAAGAGCGCUACACAUUGGCGAAGGGCACACCGAAGACGACAGCGACCAAGAGCGACCGUGCCCUGGUUGCGGUUGGACCUACAAGUACUUCGCCCACCCAUGGCAACAGCUACAACAAUACCUGCUCGUACUGCGACCGCCCGCGCCACGCUAUCCGUCACUGCAGGAGCCUACAGAAGGACCUGCGGACUGGACACGUGAAGGCCGGUACUGUACUGCCUGCGAACGUUGUGUUCAAAGGCAACUCAAAGCGUGAGUACCCGAAGAACAAGGGCAAGAACAAGCGCAAUGGAAACGGUGCUGGUGGUAACUACAACGGCAAUCGUGGCAAGGAUCGACAGCGCCAAAACCGCCAAGAAAGCUCUGAUUAUGAUGACUACCGUCGGAGCAAGUCCCGCGAACGCAAACGCCGCCAGGACGACUCGGACGAUGAUGAUGAAGCCGAUGGCAACCGUCGUAAGGUAUUUCGCCAAGAACGCCGCGAGUCCGGCCUGAUUGCUGUAGCCACCGCCAUCAACCCGCCUCUGAGUCUCACAGCUCAAGCCAACGUUGAUAUGGACACCACGUGGACCAUUGAUUCUGGAGCGACGAGGAGAGGCGUGUUGUCGCCGUCUCUCUUCGGAUCGUGA